AUGCUGGCGGACGCGUUGCUGCCUGCCCAGCGACGCGUCUUGGCCUUGUCCCACGUCAACAAAUCGAGUUCCACAAGCAUUUCACACUUUGAACAGACCGGGCCUGUGUCAACCACCGAUGCAGCACCGGCUGCCACUACACACCCGAACAAGGAGAAUCUUGUGCCUAAGAGCCGGUUUCCAACACAACAGGCAAUUGAGCGCUUGCACAAACCCUUCAAAUGCCCUGGAGCAGCAAGACCAACAUUAGCUUCAGAUCGCCCAGCGCGAAAGCGAAGAAAAGUCGACUACUCCGGAGCCGACGGUGAUGCUGACGGUAAUGGAGAUAAACCAUACACAAACGCUGACCGUCUCGCCCUACCCACCCGUGAAGCAAACAAAUUCCCAGUCUUCCAGGUCAAAGACAAGGAACAAGUCUUUCGGAAGGCUUUCUCAGUACCUCUUAUCAACAAGAGCUCUUACAACCCCAAUCGACCACCACCCUCCUUAGGCCUCAGACGCGGAACUGUGUUUGUGGCAAAACCUCUCCACGACCCAUGUGGGGAAUUCGCAAUCGUACUGUAUGACCCAACCAUUGACGACAAGCCGAAGGACGCGCCCCCUCCCGAGGAGAAGGAGCCUGAAAAGAAACCAGAGGGGCCAUCUAUGCACAAAAGUCUUGCCGAAAUUCUGGGCAUUAAGAAACAACCAGUCAAUGAGCGGCCCCGUGUGCCCGUUGUCAUCGAUCCCAAGUUGGCCAAGGUUCUUCGACCUCACCAAAUCGAGGGUGUCAAGUUCAUGUACCGUUGCGUUACGGGCAUGAUCGACCCUAAGGCGAACGGGUGCAUUAUGGCUGACGAAAUGGGUCUGGGCAAGACCCUACAAUGCAUCACACUUCUCUGGACACUUCUCAAACAAUCCCCCGAAGCUGGGAAGCCGACCAUUGAGAAAGCCAUUGUUGCGUGCCCGUCGAGUUUAGUGCGUAACUGGGCAAAUGAGCUGGUGAAAUGGCUCGGUAAAGAUGCCAUCAAUCCGUUUACUAUUGACGGGAAAGCCUCAAAGGAGGAAUUGACCCGUCAGCUCCAUCAAUGGGCGAUUGCGAGCGGCCGGUCCGUCACCAGACCCGUUAUCAUUGUCUCCUACGAGACUCUGCGUCUCAACGUUGAGGCGCUCAAGGGGACACCAAUUGGCCUGAUGCUUUGCGAUGAGGGCCAUCGUCUCAAGAACGGAGACAGCCAAACCUUCAAUGCCCUUAACAGUCUCAACGUAUCGCGACGCGUCAUUCUUUCCGGUACCCCCAUCCAGAAUGACCUGUCCGAGUACUUCUCUCUCAUUAGCUUCGCCAAUCCCGAUCUGCUUGGGAGCCGAGCCGAGUUCCGCAAACGGUUCGAGCUUCCCAUUCUGCGUGGCCGUGAUGCCGAUGCCUCGGAAGCUGAGAGAAAGCGCGGCGAUGAGUGCUUGGCUGAACUGCUUAGUAUUGUCAACAAGUUCAUCAUCAGACGCACGAACGAUCUCCUGUCUAAGUACCUUCCCGUCAAGUAUGAGCAUGUCGUAUUCUGCAACCUGGCGCCGUUCCAGGCCGAUCUUUAUAAUUACUUCAUCACGUCUCCAGACAUCCAGGCGUUGCUCAGGGGCAAGGGGUCCCAGCCACUCAAAGCCAUCGGGAUCCUCAAGAAGCUGUGCAAUCAUCCUGAUCUUCUCGAUCUUCCGGGAGACCUUCCCGGCUGUGAGCAGUACUUCCCAGAGGACUUCGUCCCCAAGGAUGCUCGCGGUCGCGACCGCGAUGUUAAGUCGUGGUAUUCGGGCAAGAUGAUCGUCCUGGACCGCAUGCUUGCUCGCAUUCGUGCCGAGACGAACGACAAGAUCGUGCUCAUCAGCAACUACACACAAACGUUGGACCUAUUCGAGAGGUUGUGUCGCUCACGUGGCUACGGCUGCUUACGUCUGGACGGCACGAUGAACGUCAACAAGCGGCAGAGGCUUGUAGACAAGUUCAAUGACCCUAACGGCGACGAAUUUGUCUUCUUGCUAUCUAGCAAAGCCGGUGGCUGCGGCCUCAAUCUCAUCGGUGCCAACCGACUGGUGCUGUUUGAUCCGGACUGGAACCCCGCUGCCGACCAGCAGGCCCUUGCUCGUGUCUGGCGUGAUGGCCAGAAGAAAGAUUGCUUCGUGUACCGCUUCAUCGCGACCGGCACAAUCGAGGAGAAGAUUUUCCAGAGACAGAGCCACAAGCAGUCUCUCAGCUAUUGUGUCGUUGACUCGGCCGAGGACGUUGAGCGUCACUUCAGUUUGGACGCACUCCGUGAGCUGUUCCAGUACCGGCCCGACACGCGCAGUGAUACGCACGACACGUUCAAGUGCAAGCGCUGCAAGCCUGAUGGAAAGCAGUUCAUCAAGGCACCGGCCAUGUUGUACGGUGAUACCAGCACGUGGAAUCAUUUUGUCAAUGAGGGCCUAAAGAAUAUCGAGGAUCAUUUGUUGAAGCAGGAGUGUGGAGAGCCUAUUGUUAGCGCUGUCUUCCAGUACAUCUCACAUUGA
Molecule: messenger RNA, 2517 nt
Organism: Thermochaetoides thermophila DSM 1495
Lineage: Eukaryota; Fungi; Ascomycota; Sordariomycetes; Sordariales; Chaetomiaceae
Product: DNA repair and recombination protein RAD54-like protein
Exons: 2
Coding region: 1-2517 (838 amino acids)
Biological process (GO): reciprocal meiotic recombination; double-strand break repair via synthesis-dependent strand annealing
Cellular component (GO): nucleus
Molecular function (GO): ATP binding; DNA translocase activity; hydrolase activity, acting on acid anhydrides
Source: RefSeq, a predicted model, not a curated record